AUGCCCAAACAUGACUCAUUGAGUAAGCCCUCUGGGCCAAAGAUGAAAAAAGUAAAACUAAUGUUGCCUGUCAAUUCUAACAGCAAUCAGCACAAGGAUGGUAUGGAUGACACAAACCCUUCAAUGCCUGAAGACAUCGAGAUGGACGAUAUCAACUCUCAGAUUGCAUGGUCUCCUAUGCCUAACACUGAUGGGCUGGUCAAUGACAAGAUAGACAGCACUGCCCCUGCUGUACAGGCAGGAUCGAAGAUGACUCAAGCCCCUGCAGAGGGGUCUAAGAAUUCUGAAUCUACUCAGAUGGUUGUCACUACAGCAAAUGGAUAUAACCCUUGGGUUGAUAUUGUCAAUGCCAUCCCUAAAUUAUGCCAUGUCAAAACCCUGGAUUCCAACAUGGAAUAUGGAGAAGACCAUAUUCAGGUGUAUGACUGGGUUAGCAGAUUUCAAAAUGACUUUCCGCACUUGAUGAUGCUGGCCUUCAUUCCUUCAAUGCCUCACCUGACCAACUUGGCACUUGGCAAUCCAUCAGACUUCAAGUAUGACAAUAAGAGGAUUACAGGUGCAUACACCUACCCACAGAGCUUCUUCAUGCUCAGUUCAGUCACAUUUUCCAGCCUCUUCAAAGGCAACUUCAAUUGCGCAAUUGCGAUCAAACCUUUGGCAUUGUUCUGGCCUCACCAAGCAUCUGUUCUAGCUGAGAUAAUGGGGAUAGAUUUUAAAUGCAAUCUCCUCAGCUUCAAGACUGUACAAGACAGUCUCAUGUUCACGACGUAUCCCAAGCCUAAAGAUCCGUCGACACCCCCUUUGCCCAGUAAAGCAUGUAUUAACAGUAAGACCUUCAGACCAGCUGUUCAGCCAUGGAAUAAGGACAUACCGUUGUAUGAUGCUGUUGCGACUGCAGCCUAUUUACGUGUGUAA
Molecule: messenger RNA, 915 nt
Organism: Desarmillaria tabescens
Lineage: Eukaryota; Fungi; Basidiomycota; Agaricomycetes; Agaricales; Physalacriaceae
Exons: 10
Coding region: 1-915 (304 amino acids)
Source: RefSeq, a predicted model, not a curated record